AUGAAGAGAAAUAAAUAUUUGAGACACAGACAGCAAAGCUAUGAAUGCCCAGGAAAGAGGUCCAUCUUUGACAUAUUUUGGGAAAAAAUCAAUGCUCCUUUGGGAUCAGAAAAUCACUGUGUAACAGAAACUAGUAUUGGCAGCCAUUUUGAAGAGCUUAUCUCAGGGGUGAAAAUUCUAACUAGCUGCAGUAGCAUAAAUGUGGAGAAUUGUGGCCAUGCUGCUGAACAUUGGAACCAAUCAAACGGGUUGGGAGUUCCCCUUGGAUGUUUCAACGUGUACUUAGCGAAACCGACGCAUCAAAUUGCUGAAGCGACUGCCGAGAAGAAUGCCCGCCUCAAGGAAGCUUUUGGCAUCAGCGAUUAUUACCAAGAUGGCAGCUCCUUUGACCCCAACAAAAAGACAAAGGAAGAUGCAGCGAAGGCCCUGGCGAUGGCACACAAAAAAUAUGCGAUUGAGAAAGAUUCUGAUUCCGAGCCUGAGAAUUCCCCUGGACCGGCCAUUCGUAAACGAAAGAAGAAAUCAAGGGACAAAAGUGAGUCAUCACCUGAAAGAAAGUCUUCAAAGAAAAAGAAAAGUAAAAAACACAGGCAUGAUCGGUCCGUGAGUCGAAAAAGCAAGAAACGCAAGCAUAAACAUAAGAAAAGUGACUCUCCGUCCAAGAAGAGGAAGCACAGACGACGAUCGGUCAGCUCUAGUUCAUGCUCCAGCAGUGAUGAUAGUUCUAACGAAUCAGAGCACGAGCCCAGCAGCAGAUCAAAGCCGGACCAGGAUCGGUCACAGUCUCGCAGAAGCCACUCUCGGUCCAACUCACCUGAAGAAAGGCGACCCCGGCAGGAGGUUCGACACCGCAGUGAGUCACUGUCUUCGCAGAGCCCGUCACAAUCACCAGGACGAGGGCGAUCCCCCUCACCUUCAGACAAGUGUUCAUCUCGGAGGUCAGAUUCACCCAGCAGAGGGAGUAGCAGACAUGGCAGGGAGUCAAGAUCUCCAAAACAACAAAGAUCCAGAUCCGACUCGCGAGAAAGAAGAUCUUCAAUGCGUGACCGUUUGGGCUCUGACAGUAGAAGUAGGUCAAGGGAUCGUGAGUCUUGGAGCCCGUCCAUUAGACGACGUAAGGGCUCUCCAAGCCACCUGGAAAGAAGAAGGAUAACUAGAGCGAAACAAACACAUCAAAUUGUUGAAGCGACUGCCGAGAAGAAUGCCCGCCUCAAAGAAGCUCUUGGCAUCCGCGAUUAUUACCAAGAUGGCAGCUCCUUUGACCCCAACAUAACGACCAAGAAAGAUGCAGCAAAGGCCUUGGCAAUUGCCUAG
Molecule: messenger RNA, 1314 nt
Organism: Mya arenaria
Lineage: Eukaryota; Metazoa; Mollusca; Bivalvia; Myida; Myidae
Product: serine/arginine repetitive matrix protein 2-like
Exons: 10
Coding region: 1-1314 (437 amino acids)
Source: RefSeq, a predicted model, not a curated record